Talaromyces marneffei is the source of this 858-nucleotide messenger RNA. RefSeq lists its product as uncharacterized. The record is from RefSeq and is a predicted model, not a curated record. Lineage: Eukaryota; Fungi; Ascomycota; Eurotiomycetes; Eurotiales; Trichocomaceae. Bases 1 to 858 code for a protein of 285 amino acids. The transcript is spliced from 3 exons.
AUGGCGGAAUUCGUUAUCAACGACGAGGAGUUGAGCGGCGUCAAGGGCAAGGUUGUAAUUGUCACAGGUACCUCGUCGGGUAUAGGGCUCGCAACCGCAAAGCUACUCCUCUCGUUAGGAGCCUCUGUCGUCGGCGCCGAUAUCCAACCUUCAACACUCACUGAGUCGUCGCCCGCCUGGUUGUUUGUGCAAAGCAAUGUGGCCGUCUGGGCUGAUCUGAGCAAUCUGUUCAAGAAAGGAAAGGAGCAUUUCGGACGGAUUGACUAUGUCUUUGCCAACGCCGGCAUUGGACCCCGCGCUAACUACCUCGCCCUCGAAACGGAUGAAGCUGGAGAGUUGAAGGAGCCAUCAUAUGAAGUUUUAGAUGUCAAUCUGAAAAGUGUGAUGAAUACCGCGACUCUUGCUGUUCAUUACUUGAAGCAGCAACCUGAGGGUGGUAGUAUUGUGCUCAUGGGCUCGAGCACUGGAUUCCAGCCCCUCCGCGCUCCGGAUUACUCCACCGCUAAACAUGGCGUCCUCGGAUUCGGCAGGGGCAUGGCACGUCUUGUACAGGCUGCGGGACUCCCCAUCCGCGUCAACACACUGAUGCCAUCAUGGACGUCGACAAACAUUCUUCCAGAUCUAGACGGCCUCAUGCAGGGCAUUUCCCACGAGGCGCAACCAGGUCUGAUUGUUGCUCGCUGCGCUACGUAUCUCAUGGUUGAUACAUCCCGGAACGGAGAGGUGAUCUAUGUGUCGGAUGGAAAAUACACGGAGAUCGAAAAGGCGGUCCUCUGGCCUGCCGCGCAGACCGUCAUUGGAGAGGGAAACCCCAAUGACGAUCAAAUUUUGGAGCGUAUAUUCGCACUUGCUCAGUGA